Messenger RNA from Melanotaenia boesemani (Boeseman's rainbowfish), 1695 nucleotides. It is a transcript of the gene elob, whose product is annotated as elongin B. NCBI's taxonomy places the organism in Eukaryota, Metazoa, Chordata, Actinopteri, Atheriniformes, Melanotaeniidae. Gene Ontology annotation, biological process: transcription elongation by RNA polymerase II. Gene Ontology annotation, molecular function: protein binding. Bases 86 to 445 code for a protein of 119 amino acids. Gene Ontology annotation, cellular component: elongin complex; VCB complex. The transcript is spliced from 4 exons. The record is from RefSeq and is a predicted model, not a curated record.
CUUCUCCUGGUCUACUGUGGAAUUACAGCUGUGGCUGGUUGAUGCUGCUGUGAUCUCACAGUUGCUGUGCAGUCAACCGCAAGAGAUGGAUGUGUUUUUAAUGAUCCGACGUCACAAGACGACCAUCUUCACAGAUGCCAAAGAAUCUACCACAGUCUAUGAACUAAAGCGUAUUGUGGAAGGCAUUUUAAAGAGGGCUCCUGAAGAUCAAAGACUUUAUAAGGACGAUGUGUUGCUUAAUGACAGUCAAACUCUUGGAAAUUGUGGCUUCACAAAUCAAACAGCCCGACCACAGGCCCCAGCCACAGUGGGAUUAGCUUUUCGUCUCAGUGAUGAUUCAUUUGAGCAGCUGAGGAACGAGCCCUUCUCCACUCCCCCAGAGCUUCCUGACGUCAUGAAGCCUCAGGAUUCAGGGAGUGCAGCCAAUGAGCAGACUGUACAGUGAGGGAAGAGACAGAGAAACGAGAGGAACAUGAGGGGGUUGGAGGGAGGACACACAGGGUGUGAGGGAGGGGUUGAAUUAUGGGAAGUGAUGCCUCAGUGGUUGAAGUUUUCAGGAGUCAACUGAAGAUCUUCAGCUGGGCGUUAACAAUUACAAACAGAUUCCCCUUGCAAAUUUCAAAGUGGGUAAUUUGUAUUGACAUUGAUUAGUGCAUUUUAAAUUUAUAAUUUCACACAAGACCCUUCAGAGAUACCUGACGGACUUGUCACAACACUGUCAGUCAUCCACGGGACUGGUAGAGGAAGAAUUGUACCUCUUUUAUUUAAUGAAUUUUAGUCUUUGGAGUAGGGUUAAUGCUGCCUUACUUGUGGUCUUUAUUUUGCUGGCUUAAAUGUCAGAACUGACAAAGUGUGAAAUUUUUAGGCUUUUGUGUUUGUGUGUUUUCAUUAUUAAACUAUAACCAGGAUUAACAUUGUUUUUCUUUUUUCUUUCCUUUUGUCUUUGACCUGGAUAUGUGUUGAACAGUAGCUAAGAGUUUAUUGAUUUCUAAGUUACCAUCUGUAUUAGGGAACUUUUGAACAAAAAACUAAAUAAACAUUGAUUCACUUGCUGGUAAAUGAUCCAACAUUAAGGUGAAGAAUGUCUUGGUACUUUCAAAGAUGAGUGAAUAUUUUCAUUAAAUAGCUGUCCCCAGCAGCCACAGAAAAUUAACAGUCAGAAGUAUGGACUGAUUCAUUUUUGUUUGUUAGGUUUGUAGCCCUUGAAAUCCGAGAGAUGGUGACUUUUGAUCAGUGGCCUCAGUUGCCUAAAAUAAGAAUGAACCAGUUUUAAAGGGGCAGCAUGUCAUGAUAAAGGUGACUUGAAGCUGCUUGCAGUGGGCUCCACAUUUGACUCUUUACUCCAUAAUCACCACCAAUUAUUUCAUGCUGGCAUUUUUGUAUUGUACAUGAUAAAUACCCUUUUUUUCCCCCUCCCCAACAUUUAAAGUUUAAUAAGAUGCAACCUCUUCUGCACAUUAAAACUUAAAAUUAAAGUGUAACACUGGGUUUUAAGCUUUAGAAAAUUCAUUUUUUUAAAAAGAAGAAACAACAACUCCUGUAUUUGCCACUGGAAAAUGAUAUUCUGAGCUGGCGAUGUUGAAUAAAAUUGUUUAACGUUGCAUUAAAGACAUGUUUGCGAAAUAUGGCUGUUAAACAGUGGGACAAACAGAGUUGCACUUGUAACUGAAUUAACAUUAAAAGUGUUGUUUUUCA